GGGUGGCUAUGUGGACGGAUGGACUCCAAGCGUUCCCCACUGUGAACUCAACUUUCCCCGAAUGAAAAGGGCAAGUGGGUGCAGUCGGGGUAGCAGAGGGGAGCCCCCGGGAAAGCUGGCCCUCGAAGUGGAGGCGGGUGAGUAACUGCUGGCCUCCGAAUGGGCUUUCCCCACAGGAACUGCCAGCGGCCCCCCUCGCGAUGAUCCCCGCGGCGAGCAGCCCCCCUGCGGGAGAGGCCCUCUUCCCCGCCGUGGCGCCCCAGGACUUCUGGAGGUCCCCGAUCUCGGGCUACGCGGGGUCUGCCACCCGGCACAUCAGCCACCGGGCCAACAACUUCAAACGACACCCCAGGAGGAGGAAGUGCAUUCGCCCCUCCCCGCCCCCGCCCCCCAACACCCCGUGUCCCAUCGAGCUGGUGGACUUCGGGGACCUGCACCCCCAGAGGUCCUUCCGGGAGCUGCUCUUCAACGGCUGCAUCCUCUUUGGCAUCGAGUUCAGCUACGCCAUGGAGACGGCCUAUGUGACCCCCGUGCUCCUGCAGAUGGGCCUCCCGGACCAGCUCUACAGCCUGGUGUGGUUCAUCAGCCCCAUCCUCGGAUUCCUACUGCAGCCGCUCCUGGGUGCUUGGAGUGACCGAUGUACCUCAAGGUUUGGACGGAGGCGCCCUUUCAUUCUUGUCCUGGCCAUAGGGGCGCUGCUGGUGGCCCUGACCAGCGGCUGUGACGCGGACGUCCUGAGGGUGGGCUCCCUGGACACCUCCAAGCCGCGAUCGGCCGGGAUCCUGAAGAGACCCCAGACCUUGGCCCUCCCGGACGCGGCCGGAGGAGGUGGUCCCGACACCAGCAAGAGAAGGAACGUGACCUUCAGUCAACAGGUGGCAAACAUCCUGCUGAACGGCGUGAAGUACGAGAGCGAGCUGCCAGGCCCCAGCGAGCCGGCGGGGCCGCCCCUGUCCAUGAGGCACCUCUGCUCCGCCAUCUGCCACAUGCCCCGGGCGCUGCGCAGCCUGUGCGUCAACCACUUCCUGGGCUGGCUGUCCUUCGAGGGGAUGCUGCUCUUCUACACGGACUUCAUGGGCGAGGUGGUGUUUCAGGGGGACCCCAAGGCCCCGCGCACGUCGGAGGAGUAUCAGAAGUACAACAGCGGCGUCACCAUGGGCUGCUGGGGGAUGUGCAUCUAUGCCUUCAGCGCCGCCUUCUACUCAGCGAUCCUGGAGAAGCUGGAGGAGCGCCUCAGCAUCCGCACGCUCUACUUCCUGGCCUACCUGGCCUUCGGCCUGGGCACCGGGCUGGCCACCCUGUCCCGGAACCUCUACGUGGUCCUGUCCCUGUGCGUGACCUACGGGAUCCUGUUCUCCACGCUGUGCACGCUGCCCUACUCGCUGCUGUGUGACUAUUACCACAGCCAGGAGUUUUCAGGGUCCAGCGCUGAUGGCACGCGGCGUGGCAUGGGCAUGGACAUCUCGCUGCUCAGCUGCCAGUACUUCCUGGCCCAGAUCCUGGUCUCGCUGGUGCUGGGGCCCCUGACCUCGGCUGUGGGCAGCGCCAAUGGGGUGAUGUACUUCUCUAGCCUGGUGUCCUUCCUGGGUUGCCUCUACUCCUCCCUGUGUGUCGUCUACGAGAUCCCGCCCAGCGCGGCCGCCAAUGAGGAGCACCAGCCCCUCCUGCUGAACGUGUGACGCCCGAGCCCCAGCUUGUGCCCAGGUGUCUGAAGCCAGUGGGAACCAGAGGGCCUUGGCGAUGAUGGACAGGUCUCCUGUCGGAAUGUAAAUAUGUGAUAAAACAAUAAACGGCAGCAGCAAA
Molecule: messenger RNA, 1803 nt
Organism: Myotis brandtii (Brandt's bat)
Lineage: Eukaryota; Metazoa; Chordata; Mammalia; Chiroptera; Vespertilionidae
Gene: SLC45A1
Product: solute carrier family 45, member 1
Exons: 8
Coding region: 201-1679 (492 amino acids)
Cellular component (GO): membrane
Molecular function (GO): sucrose:proton symporter activity
Source: RefSeq, a predicted model, not a curated record